This is a messenger RNA of Erigeron canadensis, 2435 nucleotides long. RefSeq names its product wall-associated receptor kinase 2-like. Gene Ontology annotation, molecular function: polysaccharide binding; ATP binding; protein serine/threonine kinase activity. Lineage: Eukaryota; Viridiplantae; Streptophyta; Magnoliopsida; Asterales; Asteraceae. Gene Ontology annotation, biological process: cell surface receptor signaling pathway; protein phosphorylation. The record is from RefSeq and is a predicted model, not a curated record. The coding region runs from base 10 to 2337 and encodes 775 amino acids. Gene Ontology annotation, cellular component: plasma membrane. The transcript has 3 exons.
UACACAAACAUGAUUCUUCCUUACAUCCUAAUUUGUCUAAUUUCAUUAUUAUUAAUAAAUAUUAAUCCUCUUGCAAUGGCGGCCAGCAACGGAGCAACAGCUAAUUUUAAUGGUACUCUAAAGCCAGGAUGUGAAAAGCAGUGUGGCAAUAUAACAGUUCCAUUCCCUUUCGGUAUUGCCAAGGGUAACGACAGAAGUUGUUCUCUAAACGACGCGUUCUUCUUGACAUGCAACACUUCUUCUGAUGGAACGUCCCCAAAGUUGUAUCUAAGAGACGGGAACAUCGAAAUACGCAACAUUUCAGAUUCAGAGUUACGAGUCAGCAGUUUUGUAGCUUAUACAUGCUACCACCAGAAUGGAAGUGUAUCUCAAGAGGAAGAUGCGUGGCUUCGUUUAAACACAGAUCAAUACACUUUAUCGGACAAGAACAAGUUAACGGUCUUUGGAUGUGAUGACUAUUCAUUGAUCAAAGGCAUAACUAAAAAAGCAAAAACAGACGAAUUUGACUUUUCUAGUGGCUGUAUUGGAUCAUGUAUGAAACUGUCAGAGGUAGCUGAUGAUGGGCAGUGCUUAGGAAAAGGCUGUUGUCAGAUAUCUAUACCAAACAACCUCCGGUAUUACGAGAUUGAACUAGGAACUUUUCAGAACCACACAGAUGUUUGGUCCUUCAACCAUUGUGGCUUUGCAUUUCUUGGUGAGGAAGGUUCUUUUCAGUUUCGCGGAGCUAAUGAUUUAGACAGUGUUACGGACUUUUGGAACAGGUUAAUGGCCACUGUCCCUGUUGUGGUAGAUUGGGUAAUUAGUGCACCCAACAAAAGCUGCUCACCAGAGGUUACGGAAUGCAAAGGGAACAGCCACUGCGAUGAUGUAGAUGGUGGUGGGUAUCGUUGUAGAUGUAACGAAGGCUACGAGGGUAACCCAUAUCUUGAUUUAGGCUGUCAAGACAUUGACGAGUGUGCGGAUCCAAGAAACAAAACUUGCUAUGGUGAUUGCAUAAAUACCAGCGGGAGCUAUAAUUGUACCUGUCCGUCAGGAUAUUCUGGAGACGCCAAAACACAAAAUGGCUGUAAACGAAAUACUAAAGAUUCAAUUUUUUCUGAUACAACCAUAUUGACUAUAGUUUUGGUGCUGGGAAUGUUGGCAUUAUUUUGUGGAAUAGCGGGCAUUUGCUUCGGCAUAAGGAGAAGGAAGCUAACAAGGCUACGGGAAAGGUUCUUUGAGCAAAAUGGGGGCACUCUGCUUAAACGGAAGAUGAAUUCACAAGUAGGAUCUCAAGAGGCUAUGACUUUGUUUAGCACUGAACAGCUCCGAAAGGCAACUGCUAAUUUUUCCCAGGAGCACAUAAUUGGACGAGGUGCAUAUGGUGUUGUAUACAAGGGACUUUUGCCUGACAAACGUGUAGUUGCAAUAAAGAAAUCUAGACUGGUAGACAGGUCUCAAGCUGAGCAAUUCAUCAAUGAAAUCAUGAUAGUUACACAAGUCAUCCAUCGAAAUGUAGUAAAGCUUUUAGGUUGCUGUUUGGAAGAGGAAGUUCCUGUACUAGUUUAUGAAUUCAUCUCAAACAACACUCUUUUCCAUCACAUUCAUCAUAAAGCGGGAGGAAUGAGUUGGUUGUCAUGGGACAAUCGGUUAAGAGUAGCAGCUGAAGCGGCAAGUGCCCUUGGGUACCUUCAUUCAGAAACUACUAUGCCAAUCAUACACAGAGAUGUCAAGUCGAGUAACAUAUUAUUAGAUGAUAACUACACCGCAAAGAUUUCAGAUUUUGGUGCUUCAAGGUUAGUCCCACUAGAUCACGAGCAAGUAACAACUCUCAUUCAGGGGACGUUAGGGUAUUUGGAUCCAGAAUACUUUCAUACAAGCCAGCUUACAGAAAAAAGUGAUGUGUAUAGCUUCGGAGUGGUCCUUGCAGAACUAAUAACAGGGAAAAAACCUAUUGGCGGUGAUAGAAGUAACGAAGUAAAGAAUUUAGCAACCUUCUUUAUCAAGACAAUGAAAGAAAACCGCUUGUUUGAAAUUGUAGAACCACGACUAUUACGUGAAGGGACUCUUGAAAAGUUACAAGCAGUAGCUGAACUGGUGAAAAGAUGUCUUAGUUCACAAGGUUGUGAUCGACCAGCAAUGAAAGAAGUGGCGAUGGAGUUGGAGAGCUUGAGGAAGUUCACAACUCACCCAUGGGUUCAUCAACAAACAAAUGAUGAUGAUACUAGAAGCUUAAUCCUUGAAGUUGAGCAAUCCGAUCUUUAUGAGGUUCCAUUAGUCUCAUACAACACUCACGAAUGGGAAUCAUACUCGGGCAGUACUAGUGAUAUGGGAUUUCAAGAAAACCAACCGCGUUAACAGGUUUUAUGCUUGUUGCAAUACAUUUGUUAGCUUGUUUGAAGUUCAAAACAUGUAAUGCAUAAAAUUAAAUAAGACUGUGUAUGUUUUUCGAUGAA